Molecule: messenger RNA, 2219 nt
Organism: Trichophyton rubrum CBS 118892
Lineage: Eukaryota; Fungi; Ascomycota; Eurotiomycetes; Onygenales; Arthrodermataceae
Exons: 12
Coding region: 639-2219 (526 amino acids)
Biological process (GO): positive regulation of cytoplasmic translation
Cellular component (GO): cytoplasm
Molecular function (GO): zinc ion binding; mRNA binding; translation regulator activity
Source: RefSeq, a predicted model, not a curated record
UGUAGCUGAUGGAUUUCUAUAUGAUUCUAUACGGGGUUUCUGCACACCUACCUUUGUUUCUUUGCUUGAUAUCCUGCAGCUAGCCGGCGUUUGUCAUGGACUGGCAAACCAGGGAGCCCUCAUCAGACGAAUACACUGUUUCUUCACUCUAUAUAUCAGCCUAUACUCUCCUGUAGUAAAAACAUAAAAGCUCCAGUAAGAUGCCUAGUAGUAAGAGCCAGCUAUCCUGUGGUUGCCAGGGAGACUUGUGCUAAUUUGUCCUGGAAAUCUCUCCUCCUGCUCUUUUCCCCUUUUAUCGCGUCUCUGUAGUUUUCAUCUGACAACAACAACAACAACAAUAAUAAUAAUAACAGCUUUGCUGGCUGUCCUUCUGCACACUGAGAACUGCCUCUCAGUGCUUUGCUGCUUGACCAGAGUCAGUCCUCUAGAUUCCCUUCUCUUCUCUGUGAGCUCUCUUCACGCCGAGAUAUCGGAGCGUCAGCGGCUGUGCUGCUAGCUUAUUUAUUUGAAAUUUUUCCCUUCUUUCCUUUUAAACCCACAUUUUCCUUCUGCCAAAAACUUUUCCUCCUUCUUCUCACUCAAGAGCUUUUCCAACUGAUAACUUCUGCAGACCGGAGAACUUGUCAAGGCUGCCCAUCAUGAGUGACUGGCAGCAGGAGGCUAGUAAGUCUUUUGUUAUCCUUUCCCCGUGUCCUCGAGAUCGAGGCCGUCGUCGCGGGGCUGCCUACCUUUCUUUGGUGAUAUCUCACACCAGGGAGCACCACGGCCAUGACGAGGGGUAUCAAAUCCAGCUCGAAAUACGUCUGGCUAACUUGUUCCUGAUGCUAGCCAAUGCCACCUGGAACGACGGUGGUGACGCGGGAGGUGAUAAGUGGAACGAUGGAGGCGAUGGCUUCGGUGCUGGUGCCACCAACGACAUGGCCGUUGUCGCAGCUGAUGACAACGCGAAUGGGGAUACCUGUCGCAACUGCGGACAGGCCGGCCACUUCGCUCGUGAAUGUCCGGAACCGAGAAAGCCCUCUGGGGCAUGUUUCAACUGUGGCCAGGAAGGUCACAACAAGAGCGACUGCCCAAACCCUCGUGUUUUCACCGGCACCUGUCGUAUCUGUGAAAAGGAAGGACAUCCAGCUGCUGAAUGUCCUGACCGUCCCCCAGAUAUCUGCAAGAACUGCAAGGGAGAAGGCCACAAAACCAUGGAAUGCACUGAAAACCGCAAGCUUGAGCAGCAUAAUGUCCCUGAUAAGCUCCCAGAAGAGGCUUUGGAGAUCUUGAAGAAGGCUAGCAAGGAGAGAGACCUCGAAGAUUUCCGUGAUGGCUUGAAAAUCUACAGCAAGGCGGUUCCCCUUGCCACCUAUGUUGACAUUGAGAAGCUUUUGCGCGAGGAGAAGCUCAAUGUCUACUUGAUUGCGCUUGAACGAGAAAUUGGCGAUUGCCACACUGUUGUCAAUCUCCAGGGGAAGCUCAACUGCAAGUAUGUUGUGGGUCUCUACUUCAGUGAUAAGCCCCAGCGUAUCAACCUCAAGGAACGCUGGCCUGCCACCCCAGGGGAGAACCUCGAACGUCUUGCUGAGGCCGGUUUCCCUCUUGAUCGUCAGAUCCCCAAGUGCUCCAACUGUGGAAAGAUGGGCCAUAUCAUGAAGAGCUGCAAAGAGGAACUUUCUGUUGUCGAGCGUGUGGAAGUCAAGUGUGUUAACUGCAAGCAGCCAGGUCACCGUGCCCGUGACUGCAAAGAAGCCCGUGUAGAUAGGUUUGCUUGCCGUAACUGCGGAAAGGGCGGUCAUCGUUCCAACGAGUGCACUGAGCCUCGCUCUGCUGAAGGGGUUGAAUGCAAACGCUGCAACGAAGUCGGCCACUUUGCCAAUGACUGCCCUCAGGGAGGCGGUUCUCGUGCUUGCCGCAACUGCGGGAGCGAGGAUCAUAUAGCCAGAGACUGCGACCAACCUCGCAACAUGGCGACUGUUACUUGCCGCAACUGCGAAGAAAUGGGUCAUUUCAGUCGCGACUGUACCAAGAAAAAGGACUGGAGUAAGGUUAAAUGCAGCUGCUGUGGAGAGAUGGGCCACACCAUUCGACGCUGCCCCCAGGCUGAUGAAAACGGCGGCAAUGUUGGAGGUUUUUAUAACAAUGAGACACCAGACUCAGCUGCUGUCCAAGCCGCUGGGAGUAACGUCAUGGAGCCUGAAGCCACUUGGGGUGGUGGAGACACUGCUGGUUGGUAA